This is a messenger RNA of Ceratosolen solmsi marchali, 2196 nucleotides long. RefSeq names its product THO complex subunit 5 (gene thoc5). NCBI's taxonomy places the organism in Eukaryota, Metazoa, Arthropoda, Insecta, Hymenoptera, Agaonidae. Gene Ontology annotation, molecular function: mRNA binding. The transcript has 11 exons. Gene Ontology annotation, cellular component: THO complex part of transcription export complex. The coding region runs from base 129 to 2132 and encodes 667 amino acids. Gene Ontology annotation, biological process: mRNA export from nucleus. The record is from RefSeq and is a predicted model, not a curated record.
GCCGAUAAUGUUUUUACUUAAUUUUUUGAUAUUCUAAAUAAUAAAAAUAAAAGUACGUACCAUAACCUUACUUUACUUCCUGAUCAAAGUUUUUAUAAAUUUAUGCAUAAGUUCUAUAAUUAAUGUAAAUGGGUAAAGAAAAGGAUACUCAAGAUACAACAUUAAAAACCAAUUCUUCUUCGGAGAUUGACAAAGAAACGGCAUUAGAUAUGGAUAUGUAUAAGACAAUAAUCAUGUUUGAGGAAGAAGAAGCUUUGGAGCGAUCGUCUGAGAACGAUGCUGAAAGCUUCUUUGACACUUGUAAUCAAAUACGUAAUAAUAUGAGUGAAAUAGCCAAGCUUAAGUCUAAUAACGACGCUAGCACAAAAGAAGAUAUUAGAGAGUUACAGGUAGAUACAGCCUUAGCAUUUAUGGAAUUAAAGAAACUGAAUAGAAUGGAAAAAUUUAGAACUAAAUUCUCUCGUGAUUCUUUAACAACUGCUAAAACUAACGUUGACAAUCGACAUUUGCAAUUGCAAAAUUUAUUAUACGAAGUAAUUCAUUUAAAAAAAGAAGUACUGAAAUGUUUACAAUUUAAAUCCAAAGACGAAAACAUAUUGCUGGUUUCAGAAGAAGAGUUCUACAAAGAAGCUCCAGAAAGUAUUUCUAGAUUGGAAACAACGCAAAAUGAUCCGCACCAAAAACGAUUAGCUAGACUAGAGUGGGAGCUUACGCAAAGGAAGCAAUUAGCAUUAUUAUGUGAUAACCUGAGUGAAAAUAAGAAAUCUGUAGCUGCUAGUAUCGAGUCUAAACAGUCACGUUUAGAUAAUUUAGCUCCUCAAUUACGUGGUAUUUUAGAGGCAAGUAAACCGUUACAAGAAAGUCUUGGACUACCAUUGGAUAAAAUAAAAUUAGAGCAUGAAAAAGCUGCGUUAUUGUCACCGCCAUUAUAUAUUUUGUAUGCAAAAGCAUCUGCAUUUAGAGAUGCUUGUGAUACUACAUUAGUCGUUUCGGUAGAGGGUGACGAGGAAGAAGCAAAACGUACUUUUAAUCAAGAUGGUGGACAAGAAUCUGAUUCGGAUAACGAAGGCCAAUCGGAAAAUAUUCCUGAAGAAACUCCUGUACAUAAAAAAAGGCAUCAUAGAAUAUCAAAAGAAGCUAGACAAGAGGAAAAAAAACUUCGACUGCUGCAAAAACAUCCUCUUAGCGUGAAAAUAAUUGUUUCAUUUAAAAAUGAUACGAAAUUAAAAUUGCAGUUUUAUUAUUUUACUGUAUUGAAAGUGAUAACAGUAGUAUCGGAUCUUUUAACUGUAAAUUUGGGUGGUAUUAGCGUAGGAGACAUGCUUGCAUCGGAAUCUGUGCUACGUGAAUUAUAUCCUGGUGACACAGGAUUUGACAGUCCAAAUCCUGCAAAUACUUAUCAACUAGCAAGACAGAAACUUGGCACAUUUUCAUCCCUUAGUUUAGGUAUUCCAUACAAAUGGGCACAAUGGAUGGCAGGCUUACAUUUCGUUCCGGUUGAUGCUCGCGAACAAAAAUCUGUUAUUCAAGAUAAUGGACAAGAUAGCGUCGAAAGUGUACUGAAAGAAAUAAAGAAACGAGUGAGAGCAAGAUUGGAUUUGUGCGCAGAAAUACGUCAAUUGGAAUCGGGCAGUUUAUCUAUAUUCACAGAUUCGAUCGAUGCCAUACCACAGAAAAUAGCCACAAUUCUUCAUAAAUUUAAUAUUUCAUCGUGGAAGAAUUAUUGUAAUACAUUCAAUUAUUCAGAAUCACAUAAAGAGAACUUUAUGACAUCGUCCGAUAUAUUUUAUGAAGCCAUUUUACGACGUGGAAGUAGUGAACUAGUGGCAUAUAUUGCAAUUAAGCCAGACUAUCCCAAAGUUACAUCAGUUUUUCGAAUAAUUUUUAAUUCAAAUAUAUCUGCCGGAGUGGACAUUCAUCGGGACAUUGAACGUGAAAUCAACGUAAUGUGGGAUAAACCUCCGACGUUGUCUGCUCAACUUCAACGACUCAGAUCUUGUUUCGACAUAUACUUGGAAACAGAAAGUAUGGCACCACGAGAAAAAAUUUUUUUUCAUUCUGUCCGAGGCAGAACUCGCUCCCGCCCUUACAAAUAUGUAGAAAUUGGGGGUGGCAUAUUCACUCAUCGAUAGGUUUUAAUCAUAAUUACAUUAUUAUUUUCAAUGAGUGGUAAGAUUUUUAAAUAAAAUGAAAAUA